AUGCAGCAGUACAACUCCUCUGCCCUGGCUAACGGCACUUACGGCCCUGACCUGAGCGCUGGGGUGCUGGUCCCCAGCAUGAUCCUGGGGUUGUGCUUCGUCCUGGGGGUACCGGGUAACGUCACGGUUCUGGCCGUGCUGAUCCAGAGGCUCAAGGGAGACAACUUCACCUUUCGGCUGAUGCUGAGCUUGGCCGUGUCGGACCUGCUGACCCUGCUGACCCUGCCCGUUUGGAUCUGCGCCCUGCUCUGGGGCUGGAUCUUCGGCCUGGGUCUGUGUAAGUUCCUGUCCUACCUGAUCUACUGGAGUUUGUACAGCAGCGUGAUGAACGUGACCCUCCUCAGCGCGCAGCGGUACGUUCAGGUUCUCUACCCGAACCGCUGGUCCAAACUGGGGAAUCCGGUACGCCUCGCACUGCUGUUAAGCACGUGGGUCGUCGGCGGGGUUUUGGCUGCCCCGGCCCUCGUCCAUAGGCAGGUGAGACGAUACGACGGAGAACCCAAACUUUACUGUCAUGCCCUCUAUGCCUCAAGAGAAGAGCAGGCAGCCACCCUGCUGCUAGAGACUUUGCUGGGGUUUGUCAUACCUUUCUCAGUCCUGGUGUCCUUCUACUUCAGUCUUCACAAGAGGGUGAACCAGACGCCUCUCUUCAGCUCCAGAAGAAUGACGCGGCUGGUGAGCAGCAUCGUGGUCUGUUUUUUCAUUUUCUGGGUGCCCAUUCACAUCAUUAAUAUCCUGACCAUCAGUGCCAUCUGGAGCGAAUCAGACAAACUGAUGGAUCUAUCUGACUUCGUUGCCGGCAUCACUGGAGCUCUGACCUUCAUAAACAGCUGUGUGGACCCCUUUCUCUAUGCCUUUUCCUCAAAAGCCCUCCGGCGAUCUGCGACGAAAUGCUUACCUGAAUCGAAACUCGAAACAGGAUCCAUAGAAGGAGGCACAACUGUUAUGAGUACACAUUUAAACUGA
This is a messenger RNA of Chanos chanos (milkfish), 966 nucleotides long. Its product is annotated as leukotriene B4 receptor 1-like. The coding region runs from base 1 to 966 and encodes 321 amino acids. Gene Ontology annotation, biological process: immune response; positive regulation of cytosolic calcium ion concentration; calcium-mediated signaling. Gene Ontology annotation, cellular component: membrane; external side of plasma membrane. The transcript has a single exon. The record is from RefSeq and is a predicted model, not a curated record. NCBI's taxonomy places the organism in Eukaryota, Metazoa, Chordata, Actinopteri, Gonorynchiformes, Chanidae. Gene Ontology annotation, molecular function: C-C chemokine binding; C-C chemokine receptor activity.